Molecule: messenger RNA, 2157 nt
Organism: Alternaria atra
Lineage: Eukaryota; Fungi; Ascomycota; Dothideomycetes; Pleosporales; Pleosporaceae
Exons: 3
Coding region: 1-2157 (718 amino acids)
Biological process (GO): DNA double-strand break processing; mismatch repair; DNA recombination
Cellular component (GO): nucleus
Molecular function (GO): metal ion binding; DNA binding; 5'-flap endonuclease activity
Source: RefSeq, a predicted model, not a curated record
AUGGGUAUCUCAGGCCUACUUCCACUACUUAAAUCGGUUCAACAACCAUGUGACCUCAAGAAAUACGCUGGCAAGACGAUUGGCGUGGAUACGUAUGGCUGGCUCCACCGAGGUACCGCAGCCUGUGCCGUUGAAUUGGCGCUCGAGAAGCCGACGACCAAAUAUGUCGACUUUGUCAUGCACCGCGUCCGCAUGCUUAUCCACUUCGGCGUCACACCCUACCUUGUAUUCGAUGGAGACAACUUACCAAGCAAAGCUGGCACAGAAAAGGGUCGGAGAGAAAGGAGAAAUGAGGGCAAAAGACUUGGAUUGGAACUCCUGAAGGUCGGCAAGGUAGCCCAAGCGCAACAGGAACUACAGAAGAGCGUGGACGUGACACCCGAGAUGGCGCGGAUGGUUAUCGAAGAGCUGAAGCACCACAAUGUUCAGUACGUCGUCGCGCCUUACGAGGCUGACUCGCAGCUGGCAUACCUGGAGCGGAAGGGCAUCAUCGAUGGGGUCUUAUCCGAAGAUUCGGACCUGCUUGUCUUUGGCGUCAAAUGUCUGAUAACAAAGCUUGACAAAUGGGGAGAGUGCAUCGAGGUCAACAGGAAUCACUUCACCGCCUGUAGGGAGGUUAGCUUGGUGGGCUGGUCUGACGCUGAUUUUCGAAGAAUGUGCAUCCUUAGCGGCUGCGAUUACCUACCAGGUAUUGGUGGACUGGGCCUCAAGACUGCCCACCGAAUGCUACGAAAGCACAAGACUGUCGACCGUCUUGUCAAAGCUGCUCAAUUUGACGGCAAACUCAAGGUGCCAGCUGGGUUUAUGGCAUCGUUCGAUCAAGCAGAGAAAACCUUCCUCUACCAAUGGGUCUACUGUCCAGUCGCAAAACAGCUGGUCAAUCUUACGCCACUCGAAGAGGGAGUCAACCUUGCCGAUAUGCCUUACAUUGGAGAGGAAGUACCUUCACAUAUCGCCAUGGGUGUUGCACAGGGCGAUCUAUACCCACGUACGAAACUCCCGAUGAACAUCAUCAGCAGCAGUAAACCGAGCGGAAAACCUCUUGUCCCCUCUCGCAGAGCCUCAGCAGUCGUCCAGACACCGGAUGCGAAAGGUAUGAAGCCGAUCGACUCGUUCUUCAAGGCCAAGCGUACCCCUUUGGCGGAGUUGUCUCCGAAUCUGUUCACACCAUCACCAAGUCAGCAAGUCUUGUUGGAACAGCAACGAGAUUCCAAUAGUUGGGCUGCGGUACCUGCACCAAUCUCACGCUUGCGACCGCAACCGCCAACGCCAAGUACGGCGCCUCAACCACCCCGACGUACGAUGACUGAUCCAACUACCGGUCGACGAUCGGUUCCGCAUCCUUCUAAGAGACAACGACUGUGCUCCGAUUCCGUUUCCGAGACCUCUACUGCAGGCGGUGAGGGUGUCGUCAGGAGUCAAUUCUUCACAUCUUCCAUGCCAGAGCCAAGCCCAACGUUACACCGAGCGAAGAAGAGUAGGAGAAAGACCGACCAGGAUUUCGAGCUCUACUCCGAUGACUCCAUUCAGGAGGUUAUGGUCGAGGUGGUUGAUCUAGAACAAGCUGCGGCUGAACCCAAAAAGAAGCUCCGUGUCUUUAGUGAUACCCAGUCUAGUGUAAGAAGCGACUCACAAUCAACUAUCUUCUCUAGAGGCAGCACUGCGCAAUCCCAGGAUACUAUCGGUACCCUCACACCGGCAUCUUCGCCAGAACCUGAGACGGUCUUUAGCGCUGCAAUCUCAUCCCAGAUGAGUGAACUGCGAUCGAAGUUCACCUACAAAUCUCCCUCACCAUCACCGGGGGUACCACGAGCCAACAAAAGCCGUCUAAACCGCCGACCUACUGAGGCCUGGCAACCUACACCAUCUCAGGAAUCCGUACCCACGUCCGUUGCCGUGCCUGGUAUAGAAUCCAUUCUCCCUGGAACACCAUCCAAGAAGGGGAAAGGAGUUGAACUCACAAACUCUACACGGACUGCCACGGAGGCCGAAGUGUUUGUAGCCGCGAGCUCACCACCUCCUAUGACGCCUGCGAAGAGAAGGAGAUCAUCACUGAAGGGGAGCGAAGACCUCCUUGUGCCGGAUAGCGAAGCCGAAAGUGAGUGCUCGCCCCGAAAGCCGAUGUUCAGCCUCAAGCGAUUCGCGUUUGCCGGUUAG